CAGACGUUGUUGUCAAAUCUAAAGCCGAGCACCCACAGUGCCACGACAAAAGAAUAAAAAUAUAACGAAUGCUCAAGCCGAUUUUUUUGUGAGUGCAGGACGCACGACUUUGCUCAACACACUUUCCCUGCAUUUGCACCUUGCAGCAAGAGUUGUUUUCCCUUCUUUUCUUGGAGACUGGCUGCUAAGUACUUGACCACCUACUUGUACUUUUUUUCUCUCUCCUUCCUUCAAUUUUUGACGGGGGUAUGGUGUACCGGAUUUUCUGCUUGGAGUUUCGAUUUUAAUGGUUGGCGCUUUGUUUACUUUCCCGAGGGGCACGCAGUUCGUCCAAGAUUAAUUGUGGACCUGUUGGUGAGACUGAUUUAUUUGGCGUAGUUUCCCGAUUUUUUCUGAAGUAGCUGGAAUGGCUACUUUACCAGGAACAGUACCACGAAUGAUGCGUCCAGCCCCAGGCCAGAAUUAUCCCAGAACUGGAUUCCCUUUGGAAGUAUCAACGCCACUGGGACAAGGCCGGGUGAACCAGCUCGGUGGAGUUUUCAUCAAUGGAAGGCCGCUGCCAAAUCAUAUCCGCCACAAGAUAGUAGAGAUGGCCCACCACGGCAUCCGGCCCUGCGUAAUCUCGCGACAGCUGCGAGUUUCCCACGGCUGUGUGUCCAAAAUCCUCUGUCGGUACCAGGAGACGGGCUCGAUUCGCCCCGGGGCAAUAGGUGGAAGCAAACCCAGGCAGGUGGCAACGCCGGACGUGGAAAAGAGGAUUGAGGAAUACAAACGAGAGAACCCAGGAAUGUUUAGCUGGGAGAUCCGAGACAAACUUCUGAAGGACGGGGUGUGCGACAGAAGUACGGUUCCUUCAGGUGAGGCCUCAGCCGUGAGCUCUAUUAGCCGGGUUUUGCGCGCACGCUUUGGGAAAAAAGAUGACGAUGAUGAUUGUGAUAAAAAGGAUGACGACGGGGAGAAGAAAACCAAACAUAGCAUUGACGGCAUACUCGGAGAUAAAGGUAACCGUACAGACGAGGGCUCGGACGUGGACUCUGAGCCAGACCUGCCCCUGAAGCGUAAGCAGCGCCGCAGCAGGACCACCUUCACGGCCGAGCAGCUGGAGGAGCUGGAGAAGGCCUUCGAGCGCACACACUACCCCGACAUCUACACCCGCGAGGAGCUCGCCCAGCGGACCAAGCUCACAGAGGCACGCGUGCAGGUGUGGUUCAGCAACCGGAGAGCCAGGUGGCGUAAGCAGGCGGGAGCCAAUCAGCUGGCUGCGUUCAACCAUCUGCUUCCCGGUGGCUUCCCUCCCACUGGCAUGCCCACCUUACCCACGUACCAGCUGCCAGAGUCCAGCUACCCCGGCGCCACCCUCUCACAAGAUGGCAGUAGCACGUUACACCGGCCCCAGCCGCUGCCGCCCUCCUCCAUGCACCAGGGCGGGCUCUCGGCAGACGGUGGCUCCGCCUAUGGCCUCUCCUCUGCCAAUCGGCACGGCUUCUCCAGCUAUUCCGACACCUUCAUGAGCCCUGCAUCCUCCGGCAACCACAUGAACCCCGUCAGCAACGGCCUCUCCCCACAGGUGAUGAGUAUCCUGAGCAGUCCCAGUGCGGUGUCGUCCCAGCCCCAGCAUGACUUCUCCAUCUCCCCGCUCCACGGCGGCCUGGAGGCCUCCUCCAACUCCAUCUCGGCCAGCUGCAGCCAGCGCUCCGACUCCAUCAAGGGGGUGGACAGCCUGGCCGCCUCCUCCCAGGCCUACUGCCCCCCCACCUACAGCGCCACCAGCUACAGCGUGGACCCCGUCACCGCUGGCUACCAGUACAGCCAGUACGGACAGACGGCGGUUGACUACCUGGCCAAGAACGUGAGCCUGUCCACCCAGAGGCGCAUGAAGCUGGGGGACCACUCUGCCGUGCUGGGCCUGCUACAGGUGGAGACGGGACAGGCCUACUGAGCACCACCAUACAGCACAGCACAGCAGAGUAACAGUACAGCAUGGCACAGCCAGAGCCACAGCCCACAGACAGCAGCCUUCCACACACACA
Molecule: messenger RNA, 2030 nt
Organism: Engraulis encrasicolus (European anchovy)
Lineage: Eukaryota; Metazoa; Chordata; Actinopteri; Clupeiformes; Engraulidae
Gene: pax7a
Product: paired box 7a
Exons: 9
Coding region: 407-1939 (510 amino acids)
Biological process (GO): anatomical structure development; regulation of transcription by RNA polymerase II
Molecular function (GO): RNA polymerase II cis-regulatory region sequence-specific DNA binding; DNA-binding transcription factor activity, RNA polymerase II-specific
Source: RefSeq, a predicted model, not a curated record